Molecule: messenger RNA, 623 nt
Organism: Tachysurus vachellii
Lineage: Eukaryota; Metazoa; Chordata; Actinopteri; Siluriformes; Bagridae
Product: hemoglobin embryonic subunit alpha-like
Exons: 4
Coding region: 158-589 (143 amino acids)
Biological process (GO): oxygen transport; hydrogen peroxide catabolic process
Cellular component (GO): blood microparticle; haptoglobin-hemoglobin complex; hemoglobin complex
Molecular function (GO): heme binding; oxygen binding; haptoglobin binding
Source: RefSeq, a predicted model, not a curated record
GAAAUCAGGCCACUCAGGCAACAGUUUCUUUUUCCAGAACAGGCGUCCGAGCAUCGACUGUACCGGUCUGCAUCCUGUCGCUGGGAUAAGUGUCACUCUGUAUGUGACAUUGGCAGAGAGAGUCUACAGAAGUUUUCUUCCACACCACUACGAAACCAUGAGUCUCUCUGCCAAGGACAAAGCUGCCGUCAAAGCCUUCUGGGCCACGAUCUCCUCACAGACUGAAGAAAUCGGUAGACAAGCUCUGUACAGGAUGCUGACUGUUUACCCUCAGACCAAAACCUACUUUUCCCAUUGGAGUGACUUGAGCCUUGACUCACCCCAAGUGAAGAAGCACGGAAAGACUGUUGUCUCUGGUGUGGCAGAGGCUGUGAACAAAAUCGAUGACCUGACCAAUGGGUUGCUCAACCUAAGCGAGCUGCACGCUUUCCAGCUGCGUGUUGACCCCGCUAACUUCAAGAUCCUCUCCCACAAUUUGCUGGUGGUUCUGGCCAUCCUGUUCCCCACUCAAUUUACUCCUGAGGUGCAUGUGUCUAUGGAUAAGUUUCUCGCUGCUUUGUCCCUGGCUCUCUCUGAGAAGUACAGAUAAGAAGCUCUGCAGGCAACAGAACAGAGACAUGCAA